UGGAAGGACAGCAGCUCCACAGAGAAGAGAGCGGUCCAUCCAUUGUUGCACUGCAGAGGACAGACUCACAAACACAGAGAUAACAUGAAAGCUGCCGCAGCCUUCUUGCUGGUGCUGGGUUGCCUGGCUGUCAGUCAUGCAUGGAGAUGCAGCGGGGCUCCACAGCUGUCAAAAGCCUUACAGAUUGACGCUGGAAUGGGAAUGGUGGUUGCAACAGACGCUUACAAGCGGGCCUAUUUCCUGAGCGGACGGUCCUGGUACAGACUGGGCACAACUGCACUCAAGCAUGUCUCAGUGGGACCUGCAGGAACGUGGGGGACUGACGCCGCAAACAGGGUCCACAAAUUGGUCGCUGGAAACUUUAAACGAGCCACUGGUCUGACCAUGCAGCAGGUAGAUGCUGGUGGUGGUGGGCAGCUUGUCGGGUCAAGGCCCUCCACCAAUCUCGCCUACUGUCUGAGAAAGACUUCUGCUGUGCAGUACUAUGGAGUGGGCGGUAUCGGCUGGUCUACCCUUUCAAGAGCCCUGAAGUACAUCAGCUGUGGCCCACUGUACGGAUGCUGGGGCGUUGACAUAAAGUCCAAUGUUUUUCUCACUAGGACGAUGUCACCAACCUCCUGCGGCACAAGUGGCUGGAUCUACGUGAAAGGGAUAACAAUGAAAAUGGUUGAAGUGGGGACAGACGGAAGCAUUUUUGCAGUGAGUACAAAGGGCAAGGUCUACCAAAGAGUUGGCAUCGCCGCACGUCGCCCACAAGGCACAGCUUGGCGUUUAGUCCAGACGUGCAUGGACGUCCAGCACGUGUCCUAUGACCUGCGCCAGCUCUGGGUCGUCACCACCUCUCACAUUCUCAUGACAUGCACUAAUGUCAAGAGUUUGGCAGUUAUUAAAUGA
This is a messenger RNA of Pleuronectes platessa (European plaice), 894 nucleotides long. Its product is annotated as fish-egg lectin-like. The record is from RefSeq and is a predicted model, not a curated record. Lineage: Eukaryota; Metazoa; Chordata; Actinopteri; Pleuronectiformes; Pleuronectidae. The transcript is spliced from 5 exons. The coding region runs from base 85 to 894 and encodes 269 amino acids.